This is a messenger RNA of Ictalurus punctatus (channel catfish), 2192 nucleotides long. RefSeq names its product zinc finger protein 585A-like. NCBI's taxonomy places the organism in Eukaryota, Metazoa, Chordata, Actinopteri, Siluriformes, Ictaluridae. Gene Ontology annotation, biological process: regulation of cytokine production; regulation of immune system process; negative regulation of transcription by RNA polymerase II. Bases 130 to 1389 code for a protein of 419 amino acids. The transcript is spliced from 3 exons. The record is from RefSeq and is a predicted model, not a curated record.
UUAAAACAACAAGAAGAAGAAGAAGUAGUAGAAGAAGAAGAAGAAGCUCUUCUUUCUCCACACGGGCUUCGGAUCUCUGAUAUUCUGCGUAACACCACUAAAGUGUCCUGAUUCUUUACACCUCUUAUAAUGAAAUCACAGUCCAGACGCCGCUCUUUAGGAAAAUCUCCACAGACUCCUGCUGCUACUGGCUCAAAGAUGUACCACUGCUCAGAUUGUGGGAAGAGUUUUACUCGUCAGAGUAAUCUCCAAAAACACCAGCGCAUUCACACAGGGGAGAAGCCGUAUCGCUGUGGACAGUGUGGGAAGAGUUUUAGUCAAGAGGUUCAUCUUCAGACACACCAGCGCAUUCACACAGGGGAGAAGCCGUAUCACUGUGGACAGUGUGGGAAGAGUUUUACUCGUCAGAGUCAUCUCCAAAUACACCAGCGCAUUCACACAGGGGAGAAGCCGUAUCACUGUGGACAGUGUGGGAAGAGUUUUACUUGUCAGAGUAAUCUCCAAAUACACCAGCGCAUUCACACAGGGGAGAAGCCAUAUAAUUGUGGACAGUGUGGGAAGAGUUUUACUCUACAGGGUAAUCUCGAAAAACACCAGCGCAUUCACACAGGGGAGAAGCCGUAUUACUGCCCCCAGUGUGGGAAGAGUUUUACUCGUCAGAGUCAUCUCCAAAUACACCAGCGCAUUCACACAGGAGAGAAGCCGUAUCACUGUGGACAGUGUGGGAAGAGUUUUACUUGCCAGAGUACUCUCCAAAUACACCAGCGCAUUCACACAGGAGAGAAGCCGUAUCACUGUGGACAGUGUGGGAAGAGUUUUACUCUCCAGGGUAAUCUCGAAAAACACCAGCGCGUUCACACAGGGGAGAAGCCGUAUUACUGCCCCCAGUGUGGGAAGAGUUUUACUCGUCAGAGUCAUCUCCAAAUUCACCAGCGCAUUCACACAGGAGAGAAGCCAUAUCACUGUGGACAGUGUGGGAAGAGUUUUACUUGUCAGAGUAAUCUCCAAAUACACCAGCGCAUUCACACAGGAGAGAAGCCGUAUCACUGCUCGCAGUGUGGGAAGAGUUUUACUUGUCAGAGUAAUCUCCAAAUACACCAGCGCAUUCACACAGGAGUAAAGCCAUAUUACUGUGGACAGUGUGGGAAGAGUUUUACUUCUCUGAGUAAUCUCCAAGUACACGAGCGUAUUCACACAGGAGAGAAGCCGUAUCACUGUGAACAGUGUGGGAAAUUUUUUCGUGACCAGAGGGCCUUCCGUAGACACCAGCAAAGUCAUACAGGACAGAAGCCGUACCUGUGCGGACAGUGUGGACGGAGCUAUACUCAUUCGGGUUCUUUAAGGACACACAAGUGCUCUAACAUAAAGCCAUCAGAUCUUGACACGUGAAUGAAAAUUAAAAACAUGCAUCUUAAUUUUUCAUUUUUUAAAGGGCUGUAAAGAGACAUUCUGGCAUAAAACUAUAAUGUUAUUUUUGUACUCACUUUUGUUGCCAGUGGUUUAGACAUUAAUGGCUGUGUACUGAUACUGUAUAUCUCCCCUGUAUUUUAUUCCAUUGCUACUGAGAAACAGCUGAAUUAAGUUGUGCAAAUAAAUCAAUCACAUCUGAUUCUCAUCUAGGAAACACACAGGUAUUGAGGUUCUUCCAGUGGCAUGACCAUAUGGUAUACAGUAAAAGAUGACCUCUUUGGGCUGAUCUUGUGUGGAAAAGGAACAAUAUAGAUCAGCAAAAAGAGAAGAUGAGUACCAGGACAAGGUAGAGGAGUGGGACAAGGACAAGUGUGAGGAAUGCCUGGACGAGGACAAGGUAGGGGGAGAGAGGAGUUAGAAUUCAUGGUGGCGUUCAGAGAAGGGCCAGAUAUAGGGUACCUGAUGAAAUAAGCGAUACUAUCAUAGACCAUGUCAUAAACCACGGGCUAUCAUACAGUGAGGAUGGUGAACGAGAACAAACAAAUCUCGGCCGGGACACAGUGGCAUCCGUUGUCUGGAUUUUUCAAGAAUCCAACAGGUAGGAUAAGUCAUAAGGGCUCCUAUUGCAAAGUGUAAAUACAGUCAUUUUACCAUGUAUUACUGUACAGUGACUGUAUGGCAGACCAGAUGAUGACUUUUUUUCUUUCUUUUUUUUAUUGUUCUAUGGCUUUUUCUGUUUGUAUAUUUUGUAUUUUCACACAAUAAACAGCAGCUAUAUUGCA